Molecule: messenger RNA, 723 nt
Organism: Ananas comosus (pineapple)
Lineage: Eukaryota; Viridiplantae; Streptophyta; Magnoliopsida; Poales; Bromeliaceae
Exons: 3
Coding region: 1-723 (240 amino acids)
Source: RefSeq, a predicted model, not a curated record
AUGAAAAGAGGUUUUGAGUACGCACCGACGAAAUGCAAUGAUCAUAAGAUAACCGCACGAUGCCGUGUCUCAGAUUGUCCUUGGAGAAUAAAGGCGCGUCACGUACCAGGAAUUGCUCAAUGGUGGGUGAAGAAAUUUGAUUUGCAACACACUUGUAGUAGGGCAAUAGGGGGAUUAGGCCACAGGAAUUGUGAUGCGGCUUUUAUAGCAGCAUUUGUUAGGGAGCAGGUGGUGGCAAACGAGAAAUACACGUCGAAGAUGGUUCAGACCGAAAUUCUUCGGCAGCACGGCAUAAAAAUUUCAUACUGGAAAGCCUACCGGGCCAGAGAAUUGGUCCUUCAAGAGGUGCGCGGCGAUUUCGAUGGCUCGUUCGUUCUACUUCCCUCUGAUUCGAGCAUUCAGGAAGCACUGCAGGCCGCUGAUUGGUCUGGGUGGUACGUUAUUGCACUAUUACGAACCUUCCUAACUGGUAAGUUUAGAGGUUGUCUGCUUACGGCGUCAUGUAUUGAUGGAAAUAACUGCAUAUUGCCAUUGGCGUGGGCAGUUGUUCAAGGUGAAAAUCGCUAUUCCUGGCACUGGUUUCUGGAACAGUUACGGGAUGGCGUCGUCGGUGAUCGCGACUCCAGCAGAGCAAACAAUGUACUUACUAUCGUUUCCGACCGCCAAAAGGGAUUGAUUGAUGCUGUAUCCGAUGUUUUUCCGGAUGCAGCUCAUGGUUAUUGA